AUGAGCAAGAUACAAGAUUGUUUUCUCAUAAAGCAUAAAGCCAGACUCACAGUCAAUAACCUUCAGGAACCGCAUGCAAUGCCCUCAAUUUUCGGAUUUUCUUGCGUUCGGUCGAAUAUAGGAGAAAAAAGAGGGAUUAUACUCAGUUGUGUGAUCAAAAGAAAACGGAAGAGAAUAAAAGGUUUGAGGAAGAGGCGGAGAAGGCAAGGACGGAAGAAGAGAUCUGGAAGAAAGGGACCAAAGAGUAACAUGUUUGCCAAAAAGGGCAUGGUCAGAAGAAGAAAGAGUCUGCGUCCUCUUCAUACGAGUUUUCCAAUUUGA
This is a messenger RNA of Belonocnema kinseyi, 321 nucleotides long. RefSeq lists its product as uncharacterized. Lineage: Eukaryota; Metazoa; Arthropoda; Insecta; Hymenoptera; Cynipidae. The coding region runs from base 1 to 321 and encodes 106 amino acids. The record is from RefSeq and is a predicted model, not a curated record. The transcript has 3 exons.